UUUAGUUUACCGUCGCAAUAAUACUAAUUUCAACGUCCCCAGAUCGAAAGUCUGUAAAGUUCCUCGCCGGAGAAGCGUCAUCCCCGCCGUCAACCAGUGUUCAGUAACUGAGGAAGAGCUAUGGGAAGCCAAGAACAAGUGAAGCAUCUUGAGGAGUGCUCCGUUUCAAAUGCGCUGGGCACUUGGGUAUUCUCAGUAGCAGGAGCGUUGCUAGCAAUUCCAGUGGGAAUAAAGAGGAAGUCACUGGCACCCCUUGUGUUUUUUGGCACAACUGGUACAAUGCUUGAUAUCAUAAUGGGAAUCAGUGCCUGUGAAAGAGAACAUGCUGAGCGUCAAAUGAAGCUAUUAGAAGCCCAAAACUCUGCAGCCGAAGCUUCUGUUAACGAAUCUGAGUCCCUUUCUUGAUAUCAUUGCUUACACGGUUGUAUCAGAUGAAUAUCUUUGUGGCAUGGCCCUUGGCUGAUUUGUUACAGCCUUCUUUCUUCAAACCCACAGUGACACUGAAUGAGUUAUGGUUUCACGAGAACUGUCUUGACUUUGUUGUUGAUCGAAUUGAUCAUAACAUAUAUUGAUCAUAUAUGAUAUGAAUCAAGACAUCUCAAUAAUACAAUAUGAACUUGAAG
Molecule: messenger RNA, 623 nt
Organism: Cucurbita pepo subsp. pepo (vegetable marrow)
Lineage: Eukaryota; Viridiplantae; Streptophyta; Magnoliopsida; Cucurbitales; Cucurbitaceae
Source: RefSeq, a predicted model, not a curated record